This is a messenger RNA of Penaeus monodon (black tiger shrimp), 969 nucleotides long. RefSeq names its product eclosion hormone-like. NCBI's taxonomy places the organism in Eukaryota, Metazoa, Arthropoda, Malacostraca, Decapoda, Penaeidae. Gene Ontology annotation, molecular function: ecdysis-triggering hormone activity. The record is from RefSeq and is a predicted model, not a curated record. Gene Ontology annotation, biological process: neuropeptide signaling pathway; ecdysis, chitin-based cuticle.
GGGAGGGGCGAGCGUGAGAGCCGCGGUCGGUGCCAGCGCGAUCACAAGGAAGCCGGAAGGGCCUGACGAGCAGGAUAAGGACAGCGCGGGGCCCCGGGUCACGGAAGCGAAGCAUGCUGGCUUCCACCGCCCGCAGACUCCUCAGUCACCACCUCCACCUCCUCAGCCGCUCACACUCCUCAGGUCCCAUUCGGUGACUGAUCAGCGUAACGGGUGCUCGCAGCGCUUUCACAUAAACAGAAUGGUAAGCUCCAGAAAGGUCCUCCAGACGGCCCCUCGGCGUGCCUCCCGCCGCCGACUCCGCUGCCAACAAGGUCACCAUCUGUAUCAAGAACUGUGCCCAGUGCAAGCUGAUGUACCACGACCACUUCAAGGGUGGCCUCUGCGCCGAGUUCUGCCUCCAGGUGGAAGGGCGCUUCAUACCCGACUGCGCGAACCCACAGGACCUCAUCCCGUUCUUCCUGGAGAGAUUAGAGUGAUUGUCAGGGGCCGAGUCGCGCCUCCGCUUCAACCCUCUCUCCCGCCAACACGUCCUCCGCUUUUCCGUGCACUCCGCGGAUAUGAUCCUGGAUGGUGUUCGCUGAAAUUCGUUGACUCUCAUCGGCUGAAAAGAUUGGUGCGAGAUCACACGGGGAGCUUCGCUUCGAUGUUCCCUCAAGAUUAUCGACGCCCAUGGUCUGUCGUGCAUGGUCUGUCGGUGUGGAUUUACUGUCAUCCGUUUUCCGUUGUGUAUAUAUUCACAGUCUGUUGACAAUUACUCUCCUCAUUCCAUUUACGUGUACUACAAUUGUAGGAAUCAUGUUCGAGUUAUUCACAAAUCAUUCCAUUACUUCAACAAAACAAAAAAGUUUAGAUAAUAGACUGAAGAUAAAGCAAAAUCCAGAAAAAAUAUAGAUGGUAAUUAUAUUUAAAUAGAUUGUAAAUACCUAUCUAUAAUUAUUAUAUAUUUUGAAUAAAUUUCUGAAAAUA